AUGAAUUCAGCUCCAGCUAAAAUUAUUAAUACAACAAUUGAUAAAUCAAAUCAAUUUACAAACAAGGCAACUAAUCCAAUGGAUGCUUUUGUAACUGUAGCUGAAAUGAAAGAGGAGGCUAGAAAAAAGUUACCAAAAAUGGUAUAUGAUUAUUAUGCAUCAGGCUCAAAUGAUCAAUCUACUUUAGCUGAGAAUGAAAAUGCCUUUACAAGAAUCAAAUUGGUUCCAAGAUCAUUAGUUAAUGUAUCUAAAGUUUCAACUAAAACUAAAAUUUAUGGCCAAGAUCUUUCAACUCCAAUUAUGAUUGCACCAUGGGCUAUGCAAAGAAUGGCACAUCCAAAUGGUGAAUUGGAUACUUUAGAAGCUGCAAAAGAAUUUGGAACUAUUAUGACAUUAAGUAGUUUAUCCACCACAUCUGUUGAAGAUGUAUCAAAACAUUCAAAUGGUAACCCAGGAUGGUUCCAACUUUAUGUAUUUAAAGAUAGAAAAGUUUCAGAAGAUUUAGUUAAAAGAGUUGAAAAGCUUGGAUACAAAGCACUUGUUGUUACUGUAGAUACACCAUUUUUAGGUAAAAGAGAUGCAGACUAUAAAAAUCAAUUUAAAUUACCAAAUGGUUUAUUUUUAAAGAAUUUUGAACAUUUAUUAUUAUCAAAUUUAGAAGGUGGUUUAAAUCAAUAUAUGGCAACAAUGAUUGAUCCAGGAUUAACUUGGAAAGAUUUAGAAUGGUUAAGAUCUAUUACUACUCUUCCAGUUUUAGUUAAAGGUGUUAUGUGCCCACAAGAUGCUGCUGAAGCAUUAAAGCAUGGUGCAGAUGGUAUUAUUGUUAGUAACCAUGGUGGUCGUCAAUUAGAUACCUCUCCAUCAACUAUCGAAGUUUUACCAGCAAUUUCUAAAGUAGUCCAAGGUAAAAUCCCACUCAUUUUAGAUGGUGGUAUUCGUAGAGGUACCGAUAUUCUUAAAGCUUUGGCAUUUGGUGCCAAUGCUGUUUUAAUUGGUAGACCAGUAAUUUGGGGUUUAAGUUGCGGCGGCAAAGAUGGUGUUUUAAGAGUUUUAAAUCUAUUAAACAGUGAACUCCAAUUAUCCAUGGCUUUUACUGGUAUGAAUUCUAUUCACGAAAUUACCGAAAAUAUUAUUUGGGACCAAAAUAAAUAUAUCAAACUCUAAAAACUUUACAAUUUAAAAAAAGAAAUAAUAAUCUAAUAAUUAAAUAUUUUAAAAUAAAUAGUAUCUAAAAUUUAAAUUACAAUCAAUAGUAAAAUUAUGCAGUAAAUUUAUUUUUUAUUAAAAACAACAAUAAAAUUCAAAUAAAAUUAUAAAUUAUAAUCUUUAUUUAUAUUUAUAUAU
Dictyostelium purpureum is the source of this 1344-nucleotide messenger RNA. RefSeq lists its product as uncharacterized. The coding region runs from base 1 to 1164 and encodes 387 amino acids. The record is from RefSeq and is a predicted model, not a curated record. Gene Ontology annotation, molecular function: FMN binding; oxidoreductase activity. The transcript has 3 exons. Lineage: Eukaryota; Evosea; Eumycetozoa; Dictyosteliales; Dictyosteliaceae.